Lactuca sativa (garden lettuce) is the source of this 745-nucleotide messenger RNA. Its product is annotated as root allergen protein. NCBI's taxonomy places the organism in Eukaryota, Viridiplantae, Streptophyta, Magnoliopsida, Asterales, Asteraceae. The record is from RefSeq and is a predicted model, not a curated record. Gene Ontology annotation, biological process: defense response; abscisic acid-activated signaling pathway. Gene Ontology annotation, cellular component: cytoplasm; nucleus. Gene Ontology annotation, molecular function: abscisic acid binding; signaling receptor activity; protein phosphatase inhibitor activity.
GAUAAACAUUUCAUCCUUACAAAAUCAUCUUUUUUCUUGAACACAAAAGAAAAGUUGUCAAACAUUUUACUUGAAGCGACAAGAAUGACUCUCUUUAAUAUUGAUCUUGAAAUCCCAUCCAAGGUUGCUGCUCCUAAGCUCUUCAAGGCUUACCUUGACUUCAACAAGGUCGCACCCAAGGUCGAUCCUGAAACAUAUAAAUCAGUUGAAAUCAUCAAAGGUGAUGGAGGCCCUGGAACAGUCAACAAUAUCACUUUUGCCGAUGGUCUUCCAUUUACGAAUGGAAAAUCUAAGGUUGAUACUAUUGACGCUGAAAACCUUAGUCUAAGCUACACGAUCUUCGAAGGUGAUGUUUUGAUGGGUGUAUCAGACUCUGCCACUCAUCAUAUAAAGUUUAUACCUUCGGCUGAUGGGGGAUGCACGUAUAAACAUACAAUUGUGAAUAAAUGCAUAGGCGAUAAUAAGUUCACAGAUGAUCAGGUCAAGCUUACAAAAGAAUCUUUUAACAAAACUUUUAAGGCGAUGGAGGCCCAUAUCAAUGCCAAUCCUAAUGCUUACUGAUGUAUCCGAAUGAAGGUGUUCUGAUCUUGAUGUAUCGAUCGAAGCGUUUUAUAUUUAGCAUGUUUUGGACUAGUUUCUUCUCUAUUUCCAAAAAUAAAUGGACUUUAGUCCUGUUUUGUUCUACAUGUGGUGUACUAUGUUUAAUUCUCAAUCAUAUCAUAAUAAAAGAAGGCGAUUAGUUAUA